Molecule: messenger RNA, 2422 nt
Organism: Blepharisma stoltei
Lineage: Eukaryota; Ciliophora; Heterotrichea; Heterotrichida; Blepharismidae
Source: the annotation of a GenBank genome assembly
AUGUCAAGUGACCAACCACAAGAGUUUUUAGGCUCCUUCGGAGUAGUUCCAAAAGAAGAUUGUCCUCACAUUUCUAGGCAUGUAAAAAUCGAUAUGGAUGUUUAUGCAAGAAUUUCAAGAAAAUCGCCCUGCCACCUAUGCUCUAAUACAAAUGAAAACUGGUUAUGCCUUGAAUGCCUCUUUAUCGGAUGCUCUCGGUAUAUAAACUCUCAUAUGUCAUUACAUAACAACGAAGAAUCCCAUCCAAUUGCUUUCAGCUUCACAGAUUGUUCUUUUUGGUGCUAUGACUGUGAUUCUUAUAUUACAAGCCCUUUAUUAAUUUCUAUUGUGGAAGCAUUCCAAAACCAAGACACUCGCUUUGUACAAGUCCAAACAAGGUCUCAGCCAAUGGACAUAGAUCAGCCUCGCUUAGAGCCAGGAGAUGGGAUUCGUGUUGACGAGCUUGAAAAAGAGCUCGCAGCAGCCAGAAACGCAAGACAGUUUGGCGGGAUGUAUGCAGUAUCCCCUAAAUAUGACUGUCCUCAUAUUUUACCUGAAUAUUUUGAUAGCUCUUUAGAAGCAAUAAAACAUAUUGAAAUAACUGAUCCGUGCGGAGACUGCCAAUAUAUAGGCGAAAACUGGGUCUGUCUAAAAUGUGGAGUUGUUAAGUGUUCUCGCUAUAUCAAAGAGCACAUGCUAAUGCAUGCCCUUGAAACUGCUCAUUGCUUAUCCCUAAGUUUUAGUGAUCUUUCAUUUUGGUGCUAUCUUAUCUUAAUUAGUUAAUGCUUAAAGCCUCCGCCUUUUUGGACCCAAACAGUGGCGUUACAGGCUUCCGUUAACAAAAUGGCUUAUGCACCAAGUUGAGACGCUGCCCAUGUAAGCACCAAUACCAGCAGAAUCAGCUGCCCAAGACUGGCUGCCUUGCCUUCGCCAUUUUCUGGCUACUCUAUGGUACUCUGCCUAAUGGUCACUCUCCUCAGGUGUGAAGCUUGGAAUACCCAAGCCUCUUGAAUGCUCUUGAAGCAAUCCUCUAGCCCUAUGCGACUAGAAAUUAAUUCUAUAUAGCUGAGCAGAGGUCUCAAGGUAAAACCAAACCCCAUAAAUAUAAGAUAAAAAUUAGCAAAGCUGAUUUCUCGAACCGAAUGCCAUUUUGCUCGUAAUUUAGUACUAUCAAUGUGAAUCAUAUAUUGCAAGUGACGAACUAAAUGAUGCUUAUAAUGUGUGUGCAGAAAAAAAGUUUGGCAAAGUCAACACAAAUACGUCAGCACAUAGGACUGAAGAAGAAAAAAAAGAAUAUUUCGACUCUCCAGAAGAGCUUGAAAGGAAAAUUGAUAUUUUGGCUCAAUGGAUUAGAGAGUCCUCGCACUUUAUGGCUUUUACUGGAGCUGGGGUUUCUACAAGCUCAGGAAUUCCUGACUACAGGAGCGGAUAUGGAACAGUGCUGCAAACUGGUCCAGGAGCUUGGGAAAGAAAAGCACACAAUGGAAAAAAGCCUGAAAAGCCUACCAAAAGAGUAGCAAUGGAAAAAGCGAUCCCAACGCUAACUCAUAUGAGCUUUGUUAAGCUCAUGCAAGAAGGCGUGCUAAAGUAUGUAGCAUCUCAAAACACUGAUGGUAUGCAUAGAAAAAGUGGAAUUCCUCCAGAAAAUUUAGGAGAAUUGCACGGAAAUACAAAUCUCGAAGUUUGCAACAGAUGCCACAAAGAAUAUAUGAGGGAUUACGGUGUUAGAUCAAAUCCUUUUGUUAAUCAGCAUGAAACAGGCCAAAAGUGUGAUGAUCCUUAUUGCGGAGGAGACCUUUUAGAUACAAUUAUUAACUUUGGGGAAAAUUUGAAUCAAAAUAUCUUGGAAAAAGCUUUUCAGAUGGCCUCGAUUUCUGAUUUAUGCCUUGCAAUGGGAUCAAGCUUAAGAGUGACCCCAGCAGCAAACAUCCCUGAGCUUGUAGGGAAGCAAGGAAGACUUGUAAUUGUGAAUCUGCAAAAGACUCCUCUUGAUAGAAAAGCUCAGCUCGUAAUUCAUGCUAUGUGUGAUACAGUCAUGGAAAAGCUUAUGGAAAGGCUAGGUCUUGAAAUCCCUCAGUUUAGACUUGUAAGAAGGGUAAAAAUUUCUAAACUUUCUGAAGCAGAGCCAGGGCAUUCAACUGUUAAGGAAUGUAUGCAUUUUCAAGGAAUUGAUUCAAAUGAAGACCCAUACAGCCUUUUCCCAAAGAUUGAAGUAAGAUCUGGAUUUAAUCAAGUAGUGCUUACUAAAGACCCUAUGAAAUUAUACGCCAAACACUUCAACCAAGUGCUAGAAUUGAAAUUACACUUUCAAGGACACUAUGGGGAAACUCCUUUAGAAAUUAUCAUCGAUCCCACCCAAAUGGAAGUUAACAGUCACAAAGUCUUUAUCAUGGUGUUCAAUCCUUACGAAGGCGAAUGGGAGCAGUUAAGCAACCUUAGUUAA